UCCGCAGCUGAGAUUACUCUGUGUGUGUGAUUGGAGUGUCUGGCUCAGCUCCAGGACAGAGAGAACCUUGAUAUAUGCUGGAGAGCAGAAAGCUGCAUCACAGAGAGAGCUGGAGCCGCCUUGUCCUGCCUUCUCCCACGGUCUGCUCAAAGCUGAGGAAAUAACAGCUCGACAACAUGUGCAAAGGAUUAGCAGCCUUGCCACACACAUGUCUGGAGAGAGCAAAGGAGAUCAAGACCAAGUUAGGCACGCUUCUCCAGAAGCCUGACUCGGCUAUUGACCUGAUCAUCCCAUACCCAGAGAAGCCGGAGAAGCCAGCCAAGGCCCAAAAGACCUCGCCAGAUGAGGCUUUGCAGUGGCGUGAGUCCCUGGAGAAACUCCUGCAAAAUGCUUAUGGGCUUGCCAGCUUCAGGAGCUUCCUUAGAUCCGAGUUCAGUGAGGAGAACAUUGAGUUCUGGAUUGCCUGUGAAGAAUACAAGAAAAUCAAGUCCCCCGCCAAGAUGGCUGAGAAGGCCAAGAAAAUUUAUGAGGAGUUCAUCCAGACGGAGGCACCUAAAGAGGUGAAUAUCGACCACUGCACCAAAGCUGUGACCAUGAAGAACUUGGUGGAGCCAUCAGUGAGCAGCUUCAAUGAGGCUCAGAAGCGGAUCUUUGCCCUGAUGGAGAAGGACUCCCUGCCCAGAUUUGUGCGGUCAGAGUUUUAUCAAGAGUUAAUCAAGUAGCAAUGUAGCAAGCCUGUGCACUGCAUCCCCUGCUAGGCACUCACUGUGAGCCAUGCCUCUUUCCAAAUCCCACCUUUAGUCUAUAGCUGCUUUGCCUUAAAGAUACCAAACUGAGAAAGCACUCAACUGCAUUGCUAAACUCCUUCCACAUUGUUUUGGACUUUCUCCUAUGUGCCACAUGUCUCCUUUUCUACAGUCUCUUUCCCUGCUCUCUUCCCAAGAUCCCUGUUAUGAAAAAGCCCUAGUGAUUUUACCCAUUGGUCUUAGACUGCAUUACUGAGAGUCAUCUUGGCAGCUAGUUGACAGCAAGCUUCACCAGAGUAGUUCCAUGGAGACGCAAAGGAGGCUUGCAGGAGCCUUGGCACUCAUCUGGUACGCAGGGCUGUGGCCUGUAAAGCUUAUAGGUCCUAGGUCUUGUCCACACUACAGAGUUUUGUCAACAAAAGUUAUGCUGUCAUACAGCAACUGCUUUAAUUAAACUGCUGUUGCAUGUCCAGACUAUGCCCUUGUGUUGGCAGAGCGCAUCCACACUACCAGCUCUUGCAUCAACACACAGAACAGUGCACUGUGGGUAGCUAUCCCUCUGUGCAACUGGCCGGAGGGUGCUUUGGGAUGGGUUUGCAAUGCCUCAUGGGGCAGGCACAGCAUUACAUGAUGUAAGUUUCUCGUUCCAUGGGCAUCCUACUAGAUUGCCACCUGCUUUUCAACUAAAGUGUGGGGGAUGGGAGAGUGUGUGACAGGGUGUGUGUGUGUGGGGGGGGAGAGUGUAUGAGAGAGUGUGGGGGGGAGUGUGUGUGUCACCAUGCUGUCUUUGUAAGUCCAAACAAUCUUGAGGUGGUGGAGGGGAACGUUCUCCUCCCUCCCUGGCUCUGCACAGCACAGCAGUCUUUUCCCCCCAUCUCCUAGUUCCAGGGAGAGCAGGACUCCAUGUUAAGGGGCCUGUGAUUUCCUCCACGUUCUCCCAUAGCCUCCUCAGACCACUGAUCCACCCCUACCCUGUACUCCAGGCAGGGGAGCGUGUUGCUCUCCAUGCUGAGGAAUGUCAAAGCUUCCUGGAGUUUUGAAAGGGGAGGGGUGCAUAUCUGCAGGGCAGCAGAGUUCAAAACAUUGAACAGAGUGGUCACAGCGGGCAUUGUGGAAUACUGGGGGAGGCCAGUUACAUCGACAUAACGAACAGCAGUGUUGCUUUGUCGCUUUAACUUUGCCCCAAAAUGCUCUCUGCCUGUCAUUGAGGUGGGUUUAUUUUAUUGGCAAAACAGGAGAGUUUUGCCAGAAAAAGUAGCACUGUAGUGGGUACACCUCCACUGUUUUGUUGAUAAAAGCUGCCUUUUGCAGACAAAACUGUAUACUGUAGACAAGGCCAUAGUGUCCAAUGCUCUAGCUGGAACUGAGCAGCCUUGAUUCAGAUAAACUCAGAUGAGAAUCAGAGAAGCAUCCACACUUCAAUGUUUACCCAAAACAACCACAUGACUGAGCUGCUAGACCAUAUGUCCUCAUCCAUCCCUACUCGCAGGUCAGGUUAUACUGAUCUGAUACCCUCGCUGUGACCAGCUGGAUGAAUUGAACAUGUGAAAUACUAAUGGCAUGGAAAGGGUGUUAAAAUACUCCUGUCUCCUCCUGCCAUGGCCCAAGACCUUGAAGUGACUGCUCUAAGUGUUAGCACUCUGUGCGGUUGUGACAGUCUUUGAAGGAGGAGGUGUUUGACAGCAAGGCCCACUGAGUGAAAGCCACCUCAGUUCUUCUGAAGCAUUUGCUUUUUGGGGCCCCUGACACUGAGUCUGAGACCAGCUAGUGACAGGUUUAGCUCUAAUUGCACGUUGUGUCCACACACGACAUGGUGGCUGCACAGUUAGUAACCAUAGCCAUGGCAGCACCAGUGUUUUGCCCCGGGUCAUGACAGAGACUGCCACGUGGCUGCCUUCUUGGAUCCUGGGGCACACUGUUAUUUGCAAUGUAGAUCCUCCACACCCCCAGCAAACUGUGUCCACAUGACUGGUUUGGCCUGCCCUCUCUCCUCCCUGCUUUCCAAGCGGGAGCACGGCCCACUUGCUGCUCAUUCAGCAUAUCUGCUGGACACAGAAGCACUAUGGGGUUUUCCCAGCAUGAACUGAUCCAAUCACAGACAGGCAGCAUGGAAGGCGCGGGCCCACACGAGUGUCACAAGAUUGUUUUUGAAAACAGCUGCGUGGACACAGGAAGGUCAGAUGAGAAUCACAAACUGGUAACAAUGACAGUUCUAUUCAUGCCAUACCUAGGUACAGGGUGUAUCUGGAGCUCCCAGACUGCGCUCUUCAGCUAGUAACACACUUCCCAUUGUCAGUGUGCUGGGGGAGGCUAUUGUGAGCAAUAGGCCCUUCAACACACCACCUCUGCUGGAACAAACAGUGCUCCUUUUGAGCUGGAGACAGGGAGAAAAAUAAAACAAACAUCAUUAUCCAAAACACUGGGACUGCUGACUAGCAACCCAGACUUCUGCCUGCAUUAGAGUUAGUGAGCUUGUCAUUUCCA
This is a messenger RNA of Trachemys scripta elegans, 3230 nucleotides long. It is a transcript of the gene RGS5, whose product is annotated as regulator of G protein signaling 5. The transcript is spliced from 5 exons. NCBI's taxonomy places the organism in Eukaryota, Metazoa, Chordata, Testudines, Emydidae. Bases 177 to 722 code for a protein of 181 amino acids. The record is from RefSeq and is a predicted model, not a curated record.